Mytilus californianus (California mussel) is the source of this 2216-nucleotide messenger RNA. RefSeq names its product ankyrin repeat and death domain-containing protein 1A-like. Lineage: Eukaryota; Metazoa; Mollusca; Bivalvia; Mytilida; Mytilidae. Bases 325 to 1851 code for a protein of 508 amino acids. Gene Ontology annotation, biological process: positive regulation of transcription by RNA polymerase II; signal transduction. The record is from RefSeq and is a predicted model, not a curated record. Gene Ontology annotation, cellular component: nucleus. The transcript is spliced from 15 exons. Gene Ontology annotation, molecular function: protein binding; transcription cis-regulatory region binding.
CAUAUAUAUAAAUAAUAUGUUUUAAAGUUGACAGUGAGCAGUCCGGCGACCAUAAUUUCAGAUGGAUUUUCACAAAGUGAUAUGUCUAAAUUCUGUCAGUUAAUCAAACAUUUAAUUCACAAACACAUGAAAAAUUAAAGAAAGGAUGCUAAAAACUAAAACAUAGUACAUGUACAUGAAGGAUAAAGAAAGUGUUGAUUUUCAUGUUGAGAUAAAUAAGUUUCAAAAUUUGAUACGGAAUGUAAAACACCACAAUCAAACGUAGAAUUAGUUACUUUAAAUAAACCAAAGUGCAGUAAAACUAAAAGUCUACCAUUUGACAUUAUGUGGUCUCAUAGGCUUUCUUACAAGUUCAUGACAAAAAGUGAAAUUAAUUUUCACAGUGCUGCCAAAGAUAAUGAUUUGGAAUCAAUCAAAAAGCUUCUAAGAGAAAAAGUAGACAUCAAUUGCAAAAAUAAUUUGGAUAGAACACCUUUACACUGGGCUGCAGCUAACGGUAACCUAGACAUCUUAGAAAAAUUGGUUGACGCUGGGGCAGACGUAGAAGCAACAGAUAAGUAUGGGAUGAGACCGGUUCUAUGGGCAGCCUGGUUUGGCCAUUUGGAAGCUAUGAAGUUUUUAAUCAACAGUGGUGCUACCCCCAGGUGUACAAAUAAGCAAGGAAUGGGAAUUCUUCAUUGUGCUGCACAGAACAGUCACGUCCAUAUCAUGAAUUUUAUAUUUGAAUCUCUGGAAGACUUUAAAGUUGACGAAAUGGAAAAGUCGGACAGAACUGCAUUAUUUUUAGCAGCAGAAGAAGGACAUAUAGAAUCUGUCAUGAGAUUGAUUGACAUGCGUUGUGAUGUUACUAUAAGAGAUAAGGAAGGUGAAACUGCAGUGCAUGUUGCAGCUAGGAAAGGUCAUCACCACGUAGUUAAAAGACUUCUAAUGAUUGGUGCUUUAGUGGAUGACAGAGAUGUUGAUGGUAGAACCGCCUUACAUGUAGCAGCAGAUAAUGGUCAUGCAGACGUUGUUGAUGUAUUAUUGGAAUUCAAUGCUGGUGCUGAUACAGAAACAAUAAAAGGAAUGACCCCAUUACAUUUUGCAGCAACAAAUGGACAUGACGAAGUAGUUAUGACCAUAAUUAAAAAUGGUGCUAAUAUUGACGCUCAGAACUUUCAAGGAAACACUGCAUUACAUUUGGCAACUUUAGGAAACUCCCGCCACAUUAUAGAAAUAUUGAUCCAAGCUAACUGUGACAUUAACAUAGCUAACAAUCGACAGCAAACUGCUAUACACGUAGCUGUAGAAAACGGUUUUCAGGAAUCUGUUGAAGUAUUGUUGGCUGGUGGUGCUAAUCUUUCCCGUCGAGAAAAGCUAGGAAAAACACCGCUACAACUGGCAUCUAGAGGAAGUUUUGUUGCAAUUGUUGAUAUGAUAAUCAAAGCUGAAAGAUACUAUGCAGUGACCAGGGAAUACAUGGAACAGGAAUUGGAUUAUGUUGACCCACAUCAGUACCUUCGGACUCCAAAACAUCCAUCAUCAACGCAAAUGAAAGACAUUUUAUGGAAACUUGCUACCAAACAAUUAAAACCAGGAGACUGGAAAAAAUUGGCCAUUCACUGGAAGUUUACUUCAGAUCAUAUAAGAUGUAUAGAACACCAAUACACUGGUACAACUAGUCACAGGGAGCACGGGUUUCGACUUUUAAUGAUUUGGCUUCAUGGAGUGCGGAAAGAUGAAAACGUAAUCAAACUUUUAUUUGAAGCAUUAGUUGCCAUAGACCGCCGAGGUUUAGCAGAACAAAUGCGAGGAAAAUCAGAAGCUCGUUCACCGAAAGUUUGCAUGGGAAAGAUGUGUGCCAUGUGUUGACUGUAGCCGAGGAAGAAUUUCAACAUUUAUCUUAUUCCAACUAGAAAUACUACAAAGUGAUUACGAAGUAAUUUUCAUCCGAACAUCACAAUUAUAACAUACAUACAUAAGACCUAGGUGUCAUUUAUGGUUAUGGAUGCAUAUUUAAAUUGAUCUCAGCAUAUACUUUUGAAUAUCAUUUGAGUUUUGAAAGAAAACGUGCAUAAUCUCAUCAUUAUGCAUAAACUUCUAGUCAUCUUUUUUAAUUGCUUGUCUUUUGUAUGGAAUACUUAAUAUGAUUUUAUUCAUCAUUUAUUAAAUGAACGUUUUAUGAAUGCCUAAAAUAUGCAUGCUAGUAUAUUAUAAAGAUGUAGUUUUAGAGAACU